Molecule: messenger RNA, 1845 nt
Organism: Beta vulgaris subsp. vulgaris (sugar beet)
Lineage: Eukaryota; Viridiplantae; Streptophyta; Magnoliopsida; Caryophyllales; Amaranthaceae
Exons: 1
Coding region: 1-1845 (614 amino acids)
Biological process (GO): telomere maintenance; DNA repair
Molecular function (GO): DNA helicase activity
Source: RefSeq, a predicted model, not a curated record
AUGACUUAUCAUCUGCGAACCGUCGAUGGUCACCUAUGUGCAACAUUCCAAGAAGCAGCAUUAAAAUUAGGCUUACUUGAAGAAGAUGAUUCCAUUAUCGAGUGCAUGGAAGAGGCAUCUGGUGUUGAGAUGCCAAGUGCAUUGCGCCGUUUGUUCACGACAAUCUUAAUAUUUUGUAAGCCUAGCAACCCUCUAGCCUUGUGGCACCAGUUCUACAGUAGCCUAUCUGAGGACUUCGCGCGGAAGUUCUCACACGAAAAGGCUAAAAUUGCGCUACUAACUAUAAAAGCAGUUGAACAGCUCCUUGAAGAUAUGGGCAAAACUUUGGAAGAUUUUGAUCUGCAUGGUUUGAAGGGGUCUGAAAGUGAUGAGAUCAGAAGAACUAAAGAUAUUGUUGAUGCACUUGAUGCACCAAUACCAGAGGAGUACAAAGAAGCACGCGUGCAUUUGAAUUGCAAGCAACAGGAGGCAUUUAAUUCUAUUAUGGAACACAUUCGAAGGGGGGAAGCUGCCACCUUCUUUGUAGACGGCCCGGGAGGAACGGGCAAGACGUACCUUUAUCAAGCACUGUAUGCAGAAGUACGUUUGAUGAACAAAAUUGUACUACCUGUAGCAACGUCAGGUAUUGCUGCAGCAAACAUAGUCACUGGACGAACUGCUCAUUCACGGUUUAAAAUACCUCUUGAUCAUACUGUUUCGAAGGCUUGCAACGUGUCCAAGCAAAGCGGACUUGCAGCGCUUAUAAAAGAAACUUCGUUAAUCAUUUGGGAUGAGUCUUCAAUGGCUCGGAAGGAAAACAUAGAAUCGCUGGACCUGCUGUUGCGAGACUUAUGUGAUCCCAAUGUUUCAUUUGGAGGAAAAGUUGUUGUCUUUGGUGGUGAUUUCCGUCAAGUUUUGCCUGUCGUGCCACAAAAAACUCAAAAUGAAGCUGUUGAAGCUAGCCUUGUGUCAUCUGCAUUGUGGUCCACAUUUACGCGCUUUAGCCUCACCGAAAAUAUGCGUGCACGAGAAGAUCAGGCAUUCUCUGAAUUCUUACUUGAUCUUGGGAAUGGAUCGCUUCAAACUGCUGAAGUUGCAUCUAUUCGAAUACCGCCACAGAUUGUUCUUCCAUUUGAUGCGAAUCCCAAUUGUGUGGAUGAGCUUGUAAAAAGCGUCUUCCCAGAGAUCAGUGUAGGUCCAUUUCCUGACAAUUUCUUUACAGAUCGAGCUGUUUUAACUCCUAUGAAUGAAGAUGUUGAUGGAGUGAACAAUGAUCUGAUAGCCAAGUUUCCUGGAGAGUCAGUUGUCUACAAGAGUUUUGAUAUGAUUCUUGAUGAUGCUUGCAACAUGUAUCCAACAGAGUUCCUAAACACCCUCUGUCCAGGCGGUAUGAGUCCGCAUGAAUUAGUCUUGAAAGAAAACAGCCCGGUUAUUCUACUGCGAAACCUUGCUCCAGCUGCUGGUUUGUGCAAUGGUACACGAUUGAUUUGUAAGCGCUUUCUUCCAAACAUUAUUGAAUGUGUGAUAAUCACUGGUCAUCACAAAGGUGAGUAUGUGUUCUUGCCCCGCAUCAAUCUCAGGCCAUCCAUAUCAGCUAACUACCCUUUCCAAUUCCAAAGAAAACAGUUUCCUAUAAAGCUCAGUUUUGCAAUGACUAUUAACAAGUCACAAGGACAAACACUAGAUCAGGUUGGCUUGUAUCUGCAUCGACCUUGUUUUUCUCACGGUCAGCUGUAUGUAGGCUUGUCUCGUGCACGGAAAUCAAGUAAAGUUAAGGUGCUGUCCAGCCUAUCUCCACAGGUCCAAGCUACCACUGUUAAGAAUGUUGUUUCUUUUAAAGUGCUAGAAAAAGCGGGCAUUAUAUAA